AUGAUCAAUGUAAAUCUUAUAACAUGUACACUUUGUCGUAAUUUUUUCGGUGAUCCUCGUCAGAUUCCAUGUUCACAUUCAUUUUGUUUUGAUUGUAUAUCAGGUUGUUUUGAUGAUGAAGCAUUAGUAUUAAUAUGUCCUAAAUGUAAAAAACUUCAUCAAUAUAAUUCACGUGAAGAAUUUGAAGAUCGUUGUAUGCGUGAUGGAUUUCUUGCAUCAAUGGUAACACAAUUUAAAAAGAAUCAAAGUCGAUUAUCCGGAUUAAAAUCUCGACCAACAUCAGCUAUGUCACAAAUUUCAACAAACUAUGGAUUUAUACCAAUAUCUACGCCAGUACGUAUGUUAACACAAGAAAUCAAUUCGAAUUAUGAUCAAUCAUAUUCGCAACGUUCAACACCAUCAAUAUUUAAUCAACAACGGUCAUCAUCUGUUUUAUUACAAUCAACAAAUCGUUUACUUAUAGCUAAAUGUCAAUCAUGUAAUAUAAAAGGAGAAUUAAUUGUAUGUACUCAUUGUGACAAUGUUAUCUGUAUUAAAUGUGUUGAUGAACAUCAAAGUAUAAUUAAUAAUGCCAUUAAACGUGAAUGGAAUCUAUGUAAAACUAAAUUUCAAACACUUCAUGAACAAUCAAAUUGUUUUGAAACUGAUCUAGAAGAAUGUAUGUGUAAAGCACGUCAAUUGCAGAUAUUAAUCAAUGAACAAGGUGAUAAAUUAAUUCAAACAAUUAAUUGUUAUAAAAAUUCUUAUAUUGAUUUAAUUGAAAAACAUCGUCGAACUGACAAACAAUUUCUGGCACAUGAACAAGUGAUUGAGGAAUAUGAAUCAAUUGAUAAACGUAUCAAUGAUUUAUUAAGAUCUACUGAUAUAACUGCUGAAAAAAUCAGUGAUUUUUCAUUUGAAAUUGAACAUCUUAAAGGUCAAUUAGAUAAUUUAAAUAAACUUCUGAAUUUAAAUGAAUUAAAGUUUCCCGUACUGACAUUGCCUGAAAAAAUCAAUAUUGCAUUACUACUUGGUACAUUACAUUUUAUUUCAUUAGAUUCUUAUCCAUCGCAACUUUCAAAUGUUGAUAAUAAUUUACAACUCGAACUUAAUUAUGAUGAUUGUGCAUUUAUUGAAGAAAAUCACCAUAAACCAGCUACAAUCAAUCAACUAUUAUCACCAUUACCUGUUCCAUUAACAUCAAAGAAAAAACUUUUAUGGCAACUAGAUUAUAAAUCAGUACCAUAUUAUAUUCGUACUUAUAAUAAUCAAUUAUUUGUUUGUGAUAAAUACGGAUAUAUAUCAAUAUAUGAAUUUAAUAAAGUAAAUAAUUUUCGACAAAAGCCAAUAUUUAUACGUGAUAUAAUAUUAUUUAAUGAUAAUUCAAUAUUAACAUUAAAUGAUGAUGAUCAAACAAUAAUUGAUUCAUUUGUUGUUUUUAAAUUAUGGAUAAUUGUAUUAAAACGUAAAAAAACUGAAUUAUAUGGUACGAUAUAUUUAUUUACUCAUGAUGGUAAAUUAAUACCAAAUGGUAAAUGUUUUCAUGCUUAUCCAUCACGUGAAUUAACAAUUGAUAUAGAUACAAAUAUAAUUUGGUCACUUGAUCAAAAACAGCUUAGCCUUUAUUAUUGUCAAUUACCUGAUCAAAUAAAAUAUUCUAAUAAAAUUGAAGAUUAUUUUCAAAAUCGUUAUUUAUAUGUACAAUUUCCUAAAACAUUUAUACCAAAGCAUAUAUCUGUUAAUAAGAAUGUUUUAGCUGUCUUAGAUAAAAAACGACAAGUUGUACAUGUUUAUGAUAAAAAAACAAGACAAGAAUUAUAUGAACAUGUUAAUAAUUAUAGUAAUACAACAUAUUUUUGUUCGGAUACGGCAUUAUUUUCUGACAAUAGUCUUCUUAUUAAACUUGAUGAAACAAAUACAUUGAAAACAGAUUCAUCAAAACAUAUUUAUUUACAAUUUGAUACAACAAAUCAACAUCAUGUUAUUGGAAUGAUUGAAGAAAUUGAUGCAUAUGGAAUGAUAAUUACAUCAACUGAUGAAAUUUUUAUUGGUGUUAGAAUCAAUAAAAAAGGGACUGUUAAAUGUUAUGUUUGA
This is a messenger RNA of Rotaria sp. Silwood1, 2073 nucleotides long. Lineage: Eukaryota; Metazoa; Rotifera; Eurotatoria; Philodinida; Philodinidae. The record is from the annotation of a GenBank genome assembly.